CAAAACCACAGAAACAUACCCUACAUGCCGCUUGUCAUUCAUGAUCCAUUUCAUCCAGCCCACGUCUCCCGCCGCUGUUUAGCAAUACUUAAUCCACUUCAAGUCAAGGUGUUCUCGGCUAGACUCCAGAAUCGGAUUCGCACCACCAGCCAACUCGUUCUCAACCAGCCGGCAGACUGUCAGUCCGUCCCCUAGAUCGUCACGAUGCGAAACCCAUUCAAGCCGAGAAAGGCGCCGGCGCAGACCUGGUCGGCCAAGAGGUCAUCCGUCCUCUCGGCCGACGACCCGGUCUUUGCGGGCCUCGACGAGACGGAACGCAAGAGCCUCGAAGCGACGCCGCCCAUCCAGCAGUCCCACCAACAAACGACAUCGCGUGACAUUCCCAGCGAGCAGCCUCUGAAGCACGCCGGAGGUGACGGGGCAGCUGCAUUGAGCGCGGGGCCGAGCUCUCACGACAGCAUCAGCACCGACUCCGGGCACGGGUUUGCCGCCGUCUCCGGGUCUUUCGCCGAUGGUUCUCAUUCUGGCUGCUGAGGCGUGCGACGCACACACACACACACACACUCACUCACGAAGGAACGCAGGCGGUCGGCGGUAGUCACUUGAGAUUUUGGGAUGCUUGAGGGCCCAAGUCGGAGGAAAGUAUUCGGCCUAUGGGAACAAUUGCAUCGGAUGGUUUGGACGAGCUAACGAUACCUAUUGACUCCAUUGCUUAUUCUCACAUUCGCCGUACUCGUUGAGCUCUACCAAGCCCCUGGCCACCACGUAAACCUGGCCACCACGUAAACCUGGCCGAAUCGUUUUU
Colletotrichum destructivum is the source of this 805-nucleotide messenger RNA. RefSeq lists its product as uncharacterized. The record is from RefSeq and is a predicted model, not a curated record. NCBI's taxonomy places the organism in Eukaryota, Fungi, Ascomycota, Sordariomycetes, Glomerellales, Glomerellaceae. The transcript has a single exon. The coding region runs from base 205 to 534 and encodes 109 amino acids.